AUGUCGAAGCUGAACAUCGACAAUUUGAAGAAAGGCAUCGCCGGGAUCCUGGAAGGAAGUAAGGAGAAGCAGCGAAAGUUCCUCGAGACAGUGGAGCUUCAGAUCGGCCUCAAGGAUUACGACACCCAGCGAGACAAGCGCUUCGCAGGCACCAUCAAGCUUCCUCACGUGCCGCGUCCGCGCUUGAAGGUGUGUGUGCUGGGAGAUGCGGUUCACUGCGAGCAGGCGCAGCGCGCCAACAUCCCCUUCAAGAGCGUGGAGGACCUGAAGAAGCUGAACAAGAACAAGAAGAUGGUGAAGAAGCUCGCAGACAGCUUCGAUGCCUUCCUGGCAUCGCAG
Symbiodinium necroappetens is the source of this 339-nucleotide messenger RNA. The record is from the annotation of a GenBank genome assembly. NCBI's taxonomy places the organism in Eukaryota, Dinophyceae, Suessiales, Symbiodiniaceae.